UGCAUUGGUGAGAGUGACCUUUUGCAGACUGAGUUCGAUUUUGUCUGUGGGUAACCAACGAUGAGCUCUGCGACACUAACUUUGGGCUAAUCGCACGGAUCGCACAGCCUCUCCCCCCACACGGCGCCCUCCACCGACCUCUCGCGAGAAGUGGGCGCUGCGGGCGAGUAGCAGGUGCCAGGUCUCGCGAUGUUUUGGCCGCCGGUAUUGGCGAUCGCACUGUUGCUGCAGUCAGCGGCUGACGGCGGGGCAACGCGUCCAUUUUACACAGAUUUUUGUCUGAUAAAUGACAGCUGAACUGAACAAUUUAGCAGAAGAACGAACCACUGGGUAAGAGGGAGACUGCUCAGCGUGUGCUUACAGAGCCCGUGUAAGCUUCAAAUACUUGAUUAAUGGUUGAGAAAAGGAUUAAGUAACAUUUUGGAGUUUCUGGCUGCUGAUUCAAAACAGCGUGUUCAUAGCCAUCUUAUCAAGGAAGCUUAAUCAAAAGCAGAAUGCUGAACAAAUAGGAAAACAUGAUGCAACAGUUAAUGAACUGCUCUAGCAGAAGCUGACGUGUUCGCAUUUUUCAGAGAUCUCUGUGCUGCUUUACAAUAUUUGAAGAAUUCUGCACUAAACUCUUGAGUUCAGUAUAAUUAUGACUUCUCUUGGACUUUCAGUUACUGCUAAGUGAUGGAAAUCUGCACUUUAAGAUUGUGAGUUAAAUUCUGCUGAUCGUGUUGUGAAAGGUUGGGCGCUUUUAUGUGAGUCUAAAACAUUGGAGCUGGAUUCACAACUCAGAUCAAUUGCUUAUGGAAUUAUACAGAAAGUUUCUAAUACAUUACUCCCAGAAAAAUUGAAGCUAUUCCAGACACUAUUUUAAGACAUGUUGGAGCAAAAGGAAAAAGUACUUUGUACUGGUGUUUGGCUGCCGUCCUGCAAUGGAAUUUUGAGAAACGGGUACUUGUGGCCAGCCGCUUAAUGACCAUUCAUGGGACCUCCUGAUCGAAGUCAACUUUGUACUUUAUAAUCUGAUGUGAGAUGAUCUGCCACACGUAGCAGCAGAGUGUGAAAGUUUUCAGCCAAGAUGUCCUGGAGGAAGAAUUAUUUCACACCAAACAAUAAUCUGCAGGGGAUGUUUAUGCCCCGGAGCACAACUUCUAUUGCGGCAAGUAAGGGACUAAUGAAUGAACCUGGGCAAAACAGCUGCUUUCUCAAUAGUGCGUUACAAGUUCUUUGGCACCUUGAUAUUUUUCGAAGGAGUUUCAGGCAGUUGACUACUCACAAAUGUAUGGGAGAUUCCUGCAUCUUCUGUGCUCUCAAGGGAAUCUUCACUCAGUUUCAAUACAGCAAAGAAAAGGUACUACCAUCCGAUGCUUUGCGGAGUGCUCUUGCCAAGACCUUUCAAGAUGAGCAACGCUUCCAGAUGGGGAUCAUGGAUGACGCAGCAGAAUGUUUUGAAAACAUCCUCAUGCGAAUACACUUUCACAUUGCUGAUGAAACAAAGGAAGAUAUUUGCACUGCAAAACACUGUAUUCCUCAUCAGAAAUUUGCUAUGACUUUGUUUGAACAGUGCGUUUGCACCAGCUGUGGAGCAACUUCUGAUCCGCUGCCUUUUAUCCAGAUGGUGAACUACAUUUCUACAACUGCCUUGUGUAAUCAGGCAAUUCGCAUGAUGGAAAGACGUGAGAAACCUACACCUGACAUGUUUGGGGAGCUUCUGCAGAAUGCAAGCACAAUGGGUGAUCUUCGGAACUGUCCAAGCAACUGUGGCGAGAAGAUUAGAAUCCGCAAGGUAUUGAUGAACUCUCCGGAGAUAAUCACCAUUGGCCUGGUCUGGGACUCAGAUCAUUCUGAUCUUGCUGAAGAUGUCAUUCAUAGUUUAGGGACUUGCCUCAAACUUGGAGAUCUCUUCUAUCGAGUGACAGAUGACAAAGCUAAGCAUACAGAGCUCUAUUUGGUUGGAAUGGUGUGUUACUAUGGUAAACAUUACUCCACCUUCUUUCUUCAAACAAAGAUUCGCAAGUGGAUGUAUUUUGAUGAUGCUCAUGUGAAAGAGAUUGGACCCAAGUGGAAGGACGUUGUGACCAGAUGCAUUAAGAGCCACUAUCAGCCAUUACUACUUCUGUAUGCAGAUCCAAGAGGCACUCCUGUGUCUGCACAGGAGCUAUCCAUAGCGGAUCCCCAUCAGUACAGCCGAACCUGUUAUGACAGUGAAGAUUCGGGAAGAGAGCCAUCUAUAUCCAGUGACAGCAGAACUGAUUCUUCUAAUGAGAGCUACCAUUACAAGCACAGUCAUCAUGAGUCUGUGGUCAGCCAUUUCUCCUCUGAUUCACAGGGUACAGUGAUUUACAACAUGGAGAAUGAUACAGCUUCUCAAAGCAGUAGGGAUACAGGGAUUUCUGUGGAUAGAAGACGGAGUUCUAGUCGACCUAGGCGUCCUGACAAUCGAGGGAAACCAGAGAAGUCAGAUGAGAUACCCAUCUGUGGUUAUCACAGUGAAGGUGAAACAUUGAAAGAAAAACAAGCCCCAAGAACUGGACCAAAACCAGCUACUAGUCGAUUAAAAGACUUCAGAGAAACUGUGAGCAAUAUUAUUCAUAACCGACCUUUGCAUAAUCAAGACCAGUGUAAUAAUAAACCCACUCCAGCAAAAGCAGCAGACUCUGUAGAUAAUGCCAACUUGAGAAUGUCAAGUGGACGUUCAAAAGACUGGGAAAUGGAGACUACCAACUGUGAAUCCAAGUCAAGCUCAUCGAGCAGAUCCAAAACCUACCUGUGGAAACCUAAACGUGAGGUUCUUAAUAUUGACAGUAUCUUCACAAAAGAGAGAAAAAAGGCAGGCUCUAACACACAGAUGCCUGUAAUGUCAGAAGAGAGCUUUAAAGACUCUAAUCACAAUAAGACCGAAAGUUCAGUAGGAGUUGGAAGUGCUCCUUUAACAUUAGAUAAUACAAGAAAUGAAGGAAAAGACAUGCUGAUCAAUAAUAAUGACAGAUAUGAGAAAGCUGGGUGUCCAGGUAAAGGUAUGCAACAAGUUGAGUCCCAAAGUUUGGGAGAAAAUGAACGUUUCAUUCAGAGAAUGGAAUCUGGCUAUGAGAGCAGUGAUCGCAACAGUAACAGUCCAGUAAGCUUGGAUGCUACGCUUCCUGAUGGGGCCCCAGGAGGAGUACACAAUUCCAGUGUCAAUUCUUUCAGGGAAUCUAGUGCUAAGAAAGCAGUUGUUUCUGGUCCUUCAUGGAAAACUGUUCCCAAGUCCAAGAGCAGCAGUGCCUUACAACAAGAAUCAUCUGCAGCUGCCAAAAGCUGGGUGAAUUUGCAGCAAAUUUCCAUUGAAAAUCACAGUAAUCCCUUGCGAAGUGAAUUAGAUGAGCUGGAAGAGGAGAUUAAAAGAAGAACUAAAGAGGAGGAACUGAGGAGAAAGAAAUUGAGGGAAAAGGAAGCAGCAAUGGUAUUCAACCCACGGCCUAGCAAAUUCAUGGACCUGGAUGAACUACAAAAUCAGGGGAAGACUGACAAGUUUGAGAGGUCAUUGCAGGAGGUAGACUCUCUAUUAGAACAGUCUUUCCAUCUUGAACAAAAGGAUGACUUGGCUGCAGCGCUCAAUCUCUGCAAUGAAGCUGUGUCUAAACUAAGACUUGCUAUGCAUGAAGGCAAUACCAUCACACACAGCAGAGCCCUUGCUGAUAAGAAGCUGCAUAUUUGCAUGAAGAAGAUUCGAAGUCUGCAGGAGAGCAUGCAACAAACCAUCCACUCCCCUCCACCUGGGGAUCCUGUGACUGAAUGCAAAAGUAUGCAGGCUGGCCAGGUCCAAAUACUGUUAGCAUCAGAGAGAGUAAUGGAACCCAUCAGUGAGCCAGACCACAGGCCCAAAUCUUCCCCAGUCUUUCCUGCCUCCCAUCAUCAACUACAAGUCCAGCAAACACCCCGGUUACACAGCCCUCACUCCGAAUCGCAUGGCCAAGCUUCUGCUACAUUGACUCCUGAACUGAAACAGAACCAAUUUGCUCAAAAUACCUAUGAGCUUCCAACUCUUCACAACUACAAUUGGGUUCCAGGGGAGAAGAUGGAGGAGAAAUGUAUAAGGGGUACAAUGGAUGUUCAUCAAUUGAAUAAUAAUGAUGAUCUGAUGAAUGAAGAGUCAUUGAAUUGUUUUCCACUUGAUCACAAACUGAAAAUGAACAAACAUGGCUCUUUACCUUUGCUUACUGCUGAACAUGGAGAUGUGAGUCACACAUUUUCAUCAUCAUCUCCCCACAGUCAGGCGUUAACACAAAAGGAUGGAAUGCUUAAGUAUCCAAAGAACAAUCCUCCUGUGCAUUUCAGUUCAAAACAACUUGAAUAUAACACAACUGACUCCAGUAUAUCUCAGUGUACAACCUUGUCUUCUACAAACUUGAACUGGUUUCCUGCACCGUCGUCUACCCAUGAAUCGCACAGAAGCGAUUUGAAUUUGGAGUUCGACUCAGAGAUUGAAGGUGCCCUUUCACCAAAGCUCAAGCCAGCAGUUGAUAUGGGUAAUGUAAAGUCAAUGAUAGCACCAAUUCAAAGAUUAAAUACCAGGUUGGGACAGGAAAGUGGUGAUGGCAAUUAUAAAAGAGCAUAUUCCAAUUUUUGGCCAAAGAAAAUUGAUCAGGAAGUUUUGCAGCUACCUCUGAAUAUUAAUCAACAGGUAGUAAUUCUUCAGGGCAAGGAUCAGUUGGACAGUGCAAAGUGGCCUAGUGAGAGCUUAUAUUCUCCCCAGGUUUCAGAUGGACCUUUAGAUUGUAAAGCUGAGGUGUCUGUUCCUUCCUAUAGAGCAAAGACUAACACUGCUGCAAGAGAUCUGAGCUGUCUCUCGGAAAGACCAGGUUCUUCAUCUGAUCCUCUGACAGAUGAGAUAUAUAAACAAAGAUGCCUAAACACUGUCCAGUCACUUUUCAGAGAAGCCUGUUCUAACAACAACUCUGUGCCAAUGAGGCAGCAGCUUGGGUAUUCCACGAGUCCUCCUGUAGCUGUAGACCAACGGAUUGAUGAUAUUAGAGAACACUAUGUGCCUCAGUCGGUUUGCCAAAGCAGUGAACAACAAGACUUGCAUGGUCAUGGGCAACAAGUGCAGUUGAUUGAUAAUAAAAAUCAAGACCUGGAACUUGAGUUUUCAGAGUUGGAAUCCCUUUAUCAAGCAAGUCUGCAAGCUUCCGAGAGUAGAAGAUACCUACCAAGUAGACAAUCGGCUGAGAAGGCCACCAAGCAAAAUAGCACAAAACCAGUUUCUGCAGUAAAUGCUACAAGAAAACACUCCUCUCUCCCUGAAAGAGGGCGAUCAAAGACCCCAACUGCAGAGAUUGAGCGCAAUGCUUAUCGAGCAGCUGUACCAGUGAGCACAAAGGUGCAUUUCAAUGAGGUUGCUCCAAGAGAAAAUGUGGAAAAUGACAGUUACAGUGCAGAAAAUUUCCGUCGUAUUGCUCGGAGCAUGAGUGGAACUAUCCUUGCUAACCGAGAGAACCCUGUGAUUAUCCCUCACAGUAUCGAAACAAUGGCAACCCCAAGAAAAGAAGUGGAGACUCGAAAAAGAUCAGUCAGUUCUUCUUCCUUGACCAUAGCCCGGGGCCCCUCCCCUGAUCCUCUUGUGUUAGCCUCUUACCCUCAACAUCAACCCUUCCUACCACAGCACCUUUCGUCUGAUCCACUGCAGCCCAACAUGUCUGGUGAUGCAAACAGAGCUUCAGGCAAGAACAUCGAAAAAUUUCUGGCUGUGUUUGACCGGGGUGAAGCUCUCAACCACGAGAACUACCAGAGUGUUGCAGUGAACUAUGGUACUCUGCCACGUUCACAGAAGAAAUUGACCUUAGGACAGAGACCUAUCAGAAAAGACCAGAUUAAUGUUGAAAACGUAAUCAAGCAAAGACUAACUCAAGCAGUUCUUCCUGACAAGACUAGGGCAGAGCAACUUUGCAAAGUUUCGCCUCACAUGACAUCACUGAGUCGACCACUGCACCAAGCCAAGCAUGAGCUGCCUGAUAAUUUUGACACUUUUCCUGUGCAUUACAGACUGGGACAUGGCAUUGGCCAGAACACUCUUCCAAAAAGCAACAGUAUGGCAAAUACUUUGGACCUUCAGAAAUACCCCUGCAUGAAGUCUACACGGUCCAAUGUUCCAGGUCCAGUCCGUCUUGAUGUACCUCCCGAUGAGGACUGGAGGAAGGCAGUUUAUGUCCGCCCUCAACAUGGUGAUAGGACGGGAUUGCCCAUCCGGACUGUUACAAGGACCAGUGGUAUUGGUGUACAUACAAAAUGGCCAGCAACUAAGCAGACUACUUCAUGGCCUGCCACUAGGGGUCGCCUGUGUGCUCUGUGCCAGCUGGCGCACACAGAUGCUGGUGAGUUCUACUGCCGGAACUGCAGUUUGUACAUGGCACGAUUUAAACCUCAGCACUGAACUUUCUAAUCGACGGCAGGCCAAAACACAUGAUGGGUUUCACAGCAAUUGUCUUAAAAAGUAGACUUUAAUGCUAGGACUAAAGACUGGUACUGCUACUAACUGAAUGUAUAGUAACUCUGUAAAAGUUGUCACUUACCAGCUGUGAUGUUGAGAAUUAAUUGUGAUUUAAUAACUGGUAUAAAUGAAAAAUGAAGGCUAAAGAUGGAAUGUAUUUAAAUUAUAAAGCUCAAAUUUAAAAAAAAAUCAUUGUUAUUUAGAAAUUAAGUUUAAAGUUCUGAUGCUGGAUGUAGAAACUGCACUACUGUCCUGCAGAUGUACAUAAUUAUUUUUUGCAAUAUAAUCCUACCAACCAGUCACUGGUUACUGAUAAGUUGGAUCUUUACACUAAUGUGGAAUGUGGAAUACACAUGAUCAAAAUACAUUCUGUAGUUUAUAUGUUGUCAAGUCAUAAACCAGAAGUCUUCUGAAGUUAUUCUAGUGUACAAUUUAAUUCAACUGUUUAACUCCAUUUAAAAUUAAUUGUUGGAAUAUGUUGUGUUAAAAUAAGUAUAUAAGACAAACCACCUUUUCAAUAUUUCUUAACAAAAACCUCAGAUUCUUUGUAGGGCUUGGUGGCUUCAACAUCUCAAAAUCGUGAUCUUAAAGUUUUUGAAUUUGCCUGCCAGAUGUUUGAAAUAAAGACAACAGGAAAUGCUGGAGAUAAUCAACAGGACUGCCCAGUGUAGAGAGAAAGAGUUAACAAUAGGUCAUUAGUCUGAAUUGUUAACCCAGUUUCUUAUUUACCAGAUAUUGCAUGACCUGCUGAGUAUACCAGUACUUACCUUUUUUGUUUCAGAUUUUCAGCAUCUGCAGUCGAUUUUGUUUUUAGACUAUGGAUGUUUAAUGUUUUUGGCUAAUUACUUUUCUCUCAUAUUUUAUCAAAGUUAUUUUCCUAUUUAAUGUAAGGUUAUUGGUUUUACUACAGUAAUGGAGUGAGGAGUUGAUUGGAUCAGUAGGCCUCUGUAGAAUCAGUUACUCUCUGAAAGCUGUUCAUUCUUUUAAUGUACGUUUCUGCAGCAAGUCACUGUCAACUUCGCAUGCAGAAACCAUUCUAUCAGUUAGUGCAUUUAAAGUGUAUUAAAAGACAAACCUUUAUGCAAAUAAAUACAGCUUUCUGUGUAGGUUUAAUACAAUUCUGAUUUGUUUAGUUGCACACUUUGCUUCUUGCCAGUUGUGAGCAUUUCUUUUUCAUAACACAUAUGAAGGAGCUAAAAUGUAUUGACAUUUUAUUCACUGUCCUGUUGAGAUGUAUUUAUUAGAAACUAUAUUUGAUUGUGGGUCUGAUGUAUGAACAGCAUUUCAUUGAAGGCCAGUGGGAUGAGGUGCUGUUAGAAUAAUGGAGGGUGGAGCUGAAAUGUAAUUAUUAAAGUGCUUGUGUGUAUGAUGAUGUGACAAAUAAUGGAAAGUGAGAUUGGUUGCAUGAAGAUCAGAUGAUUAGAGGAAGUUAGGAGGCAACAAGGUGGUCAUAUUCAGAGGGUUCAAGUCAACCACCAUCUCCUUGAUUCGGGGGAUUGACUCUGAUUGUCCUCAAUGCACUUCUACUCAUCUGUUAAUAUGAUGUGCAUUAUACUGCUUUAUGGAAGUUCAUAGAGCCUCGCCAAUGUACCAGACUGCUGAAGAUCGAUUGUGAAGUGUCAACAGUAAAUGCUGACUGUAAGCUGUUGUGUUGUCUGCAGAUACAUGGAAGUAAUUGUGCCACUGGCAAAAGGAUAUAACAAAGUAUUUUUCUGGUGUUCACAUCCCCAUGUAUAUAUAAGAUUACUGAAGACAAAGGUUACGGGUGUACAGUUGUGGAUUUGAAGAUUUUAUUGUAGAAAAUGGUUUGCAGAUUUUUACUGUACUUUCAUACAUGUCUUGCUUAGAAGUGCUUAAUAUUAUUGCUAAUGUAUUCUUGUUAAAAUGUGUACAGCUUUUACAGCCUACGAAAUGUGAACUGGAAUAUUAUGUACCAAUUGGUAUUUAAUUGCAGUGCUAGGAAAUGCGACUCAUAUUUUUGCAAUAAAGUAUCCAAA
This is a messenger RNA of Mobula hypostoma (lesser devil ray), 8451 nucleotides long. It is a transcript of the gene usp54a, whose product is annotated as ubiquitin specific peptidase 54a. The transcript has 22 exons. Gene Ontology annotation, biological process: protein deubiquitination. Gene Ontology annotation, molecular function: cysteine-type deubiquitinase activity. NCBI's taxonomy places the organism in Eukaryota, Metazoa, Chordata, Chondrichthyes, Myliobatiformes, Myliobatidae. Bases 1067 to 6397 code for a protein of 1776 amino acids. The record is from RefSeq and is a predicted model, not a curated record.